AGGUCUCACUAAGAACAAGCCUCUACAUGUGUGAUUUCAUCAAUAUAUGUGUGUUUAUAUGAAUCAAAAUACAUUUGUGAUUACUGAAGGUGUGUUUAUAUGUGUGGUAAUAUGAAUCAGAAUACAUUUGUGAUUACUUAAAGGAAUGGAAAAUGUAACAAAUACAUGCAUGGAUUGGUAGCUUGUAAUAUUGAGAGCGUGUAAGAAGUGUUUCAGGCAUGUUUGACCAUUUAUGAGAAAGUUGUGAGCAUUUUUGUAUCGCUACUCUAAUGUCACCAGUAGGCUGCCAUGCAGCCUGUUGGAAGGGCAAUGCGUGAUGUCACUUGGGUGCAAGGUUGAGUGUCACUCUUCAGUACUAAAGGGGCAAAAUGUUAAGCGGUAAUCAACUUCCACAGACAAGAUGGUGGAAACUGACUCGGAAGGCUGACACAUCACUGCCAUCAGUUCAGUUUUAGGGGGUCUUGAACGAAUAUACAAAGGGUCCAAUACUAUGGAAAGAAAUCAGAAUUGCUCCUUCAAAAAGGCCAUGUGAUGUGGUUCGUGCUGAGCGAUAACAGGGCAUCGAGUGAUUAGUUAGCGCACUUGAUCUUCCUAACGCAAAUAGAUUUAAACAGACAGCCUGACAAAUUUACUUUUACUAGAUAAAAACAAUGUAAGUACCUCUUUAAUAAUGCCCUCCCUUUCUCAUUUUCGUAUCCUUGACACCGUACUUGCACGUUCUUUCGGAGCCUUGCCUUGCCAUCUUCAAAUUCUGUUGGCACGGCAUCUUCCUUCAAUAGUCUCUAUCUCUUCUGGCCUUCCGCCACACCGACGUACUUGACGUACAAAUCCUCCUUAAAACAGGUAUCCAGAAAAUGUGCUGAACACUAGUGGGAAUUCGUUGUAGGAACGAAGCCCACCCUUUUCAUGUUGACUAGCCAUUUCUUGAGCAAGUCUGUUUUUUUCCAGCGGAAAGCCAUAGAACAUGCGGUCAUGCCGCUGACCUGAUCCAGUCCUGCAUGUGCACCCGACCACUGCAUAGCUAGGCAUUUUGGUCUUUCGGUCGUCGAACAGCCUUCUUGAAAAAUUUCCCUGCUUAGUAAGGUCUGUUUGAGACUAACGGUGUCCUUUAGCACAGGAAAAUGGUGAAAACAACGGUUGAUGUAAUGGCCUACAAUCCCAGUGCUUCAAGUCUUAAGGCCAAUUUAUGCUGACAACCCAGUCCUCGCAGACGGUGUCACAGACAGUGUCUGCGUAGCCCCCCCACCUUCGCAGACGCUCUGCGCGCACCUCCCAAAAAUUGUGACCACCGCAGAAGCCUCGCAGACAAGAGGGCUCUGAUUGGUCCACUCUACCCGCUGUACACGCACUUCCACUUCCCUACUUUCCCGGUUUGUUUUGUUUUCACAACCGGCAUUUUUAAAAACAUGAGCGAAGAUGGAGCAGCAUGAAGAGCGGUUGAUUGAGGAAGUACGUACAUCUAUACAACUCCAGUUCUAGUCAUUAUAAAAAAAAAAAAAGUUCUAGUCAUUAUAAGUAACCGGAGGAUAAACACUCCACUAACCACACCCACCAAUUACUCCUAGCGACUUCGCGCCCCCUUGCGUUGUGCCGGUGAAUAACAUCGCGGACGCCUAUUCCCCCGCUCAACAAUAAAUUACAACUGUCUGCGAAAAGCUAUCUGCGAAAGCCUUGUCGCAAGAGCAUGCAGAGGCCUUUACUCUCCAUGCGGAGCUUCCAUGUGUUGUGCCCAAGUGACGUCAGAGCAUUGCCGCAAAUGAUUGGGGGGAAUUUUUCUGAUUGGUUAAAAUAUUUUCAGUGGCGGCAUUUAUGAAAUCAUCGAUGACGGGAGAAUUCUGCAUAGAAACUGACUUUUGGAGAUGGAUAUCUUAGUUGUGUGAGCGCCUUAUUUUCAAUUAUUCGCAUGAAUCAUUAGUUUAUAUCAUUUACACCUUUUCCUUUAAGGUGUGUGUGUGUGUGUUUGUGACUACAUAUGUGCAUAUAAAAUCAUCACAAAACUUGUUUCAGCAUCACAAUUGAAGCCUUUGUUCGGAGCACAACUUUAGCGUGGAGAAUUCAGUGACAAACCAGUACAGUGCCUGAGACCUAAACUAUAUGGCCAAAAGUUUGUGGACAUCUGGUCUUCACACCCAUAAUAUGAAUCUUCCCCAAACUUUUGCCACAAACUUGGAAGUACAGAAUUAUCUAGAAUGCCUUUGUAUGCUGUAGCAUUAAGAUUUCUCUUCACUGAAAUUAUGAGGCCCUGUUCCAGUGUAACAGUGCCCCUGUGCACAAAGAGUGCUGCAUGAAGAUAUGGUUUCCCAAGGUUGGAGUAGAAUAACUUGAGUAGCCUGCACAGAGCCCUAACCUCAACCCCACUGAACACCUUUGGAUGAACUAUAAUGCCGACUGUGCCCCAGGCCUCAUCACCUAACAUCAGUGGUUGACCUCACUAAUGCUCUUAUAGACGAAUGAGCACAAAUCCCCAGAUCUAUGCUCCAAAGUCUAGCGAAAAGCCAUCCCAGAAAAAUGGAGGUUAUUAAAACAGCAAAGAGGGGGACUAACUCUGGAAUGGGAUGUUCAAAAAGCACAUAUGAAUGUGUCCGGUGUCCAUACACUUUUGGUCAUAUAGUGUAAUUUUACUGUAGACUAGCUUUCCUUGCCUAAUUAUUAGAAUUAUCACAGUGAACUGAUCUCACAGCUCCAGGGUCCCAGGUUCAAUCCUGAGCUUAGGUCACUGUCUGGGUGGGGUUUCUGAGCAUGUGGGUUUACUCCUCCUAAAACAUACCAGUUGGUGUAUUGGAUAAGAUAAACUGUCCCUGAGAAUGUGUGCGUGCGCACAUGCGUGCAUGGUGGCAUGCAAAAGACGUGCAUCCCAUCCAGGGUGUAUUCCUGCCUCAUGACCUGUGUUACCUGGAUGGACGCCAGAUCCAUUAUGACCUUCACUGGGAGAAGCUAAUACUGAAAACAGAAAUGGAGAUCAGGACAUUGAGAAAUUAUUCCCGACUACUGCAAACAGAACCACCCAGAACAACUUUGUUCAGAAAAGAGAUUAGUGGGAUAACAUACAGAAUCCCGGCUCUAAUCUACAUUCAUGAUACUCAAACCUUUCUUGCUUUUGCUGAAAAAAGAACAUCACCAUAUGAUCAUGACGCCACACUCCUGGUCAUGAGGAGAGGAACACGGCAAAAUGGGUCCAUUCAGUGGUCACCGGUUAAGGAGCUUAGGACAGCUUGUUUGCCAGGACAUCGCACCAUGAACCCAUGUCCAGUCUAUGAGAAAGAAUCCAAGACUCUCUUUCUGUUCUUUAUCUGUGUGUUGGGUAAGACCACUGAGCAUCACCAAAUUUGUACUGGUAAGAACAAGGCUCGGCUGUGUUAUGCCACUAGCAAGGACAGCGGGCAGAAUUGGAGCAGCACAGUAGACUUGACAGAAAGUGUGAUUGGACCUGAACUUCACAAUUGGGCCACGUUUGCUGUUGGGCCUGGGCAUGGCAUUCAGAUGAAGAGUGGCAGACUCAUAAUCCCUGCUUAUGUCUAUUAUAUUCAUUGUCGAUGUUUCCCUUUUCAUUUUCCACUUUGUGUAAAAUCCCAGGCUUUUGCAUUCUAUAGUGAUGAUUGUGGGACCAUGUGGUACGUUGGAGAAAGAUUAAGUACAGAGUCUUGCGAGUGUGAAAUGGCAGAGAUCAUAGACCAGGAGUCCAGGAGUGAGCUAUAUUGCAAUGCACGAAGCACUAAAGGUCACAGAGUCGAGGCUUUGAGCGAGAACAGUGGAUCAACUUUUGAUAGACCUCACUUUGCAAAGAAGCUAGUGGAGCCCUGUCAUGGCUGCCAGGGUAGUGUGGUGAGCUUUGCUGCACUUGAGGAACAAGAGAACGGUUUACCAUCAAACACAAAGACUUGGCUCCUUUAUUCCCAUCCAACUCAGAGAAGGAAGAGAAUGGAUCUUGGGGUGUAUUUGAAUAAAUCUCCUCUUAGUGGCUCUGCUUGGAGCAAACCAUGGAUCAUCCAUCACGGCCCUAGUGGAUACUCAGAUUUGGCUCCAUGCGAGGAGCCUGAUUGUUUUGCUUGCCUCUUGGAGUGUGGAGAGAAGAGUGAACUUGAAGAAAUAGCAUUUGUGGAAUUUCCUCUCACUGAUAUCAUGAAUAACUAAUCAUGUGUAAAAAAAACAAAACAACAUAUACACCUAAAUCAAAAUAAAUUCCGAUCACAGUUCAUUUUAAUUCUAUUUGUAUAGUGCUUUUAAGAACAGACAUGGUGAUGAAGCAGCUUUAAAGAAAUCCAAAUGUAGAUCUAGAUCGCUACUCAGCAAGACAGGGGUGAAAGGGCAUGUUAAGAAGAUGGGGAGGAGAUGACACUGCAAACAUCCUAAACUAUUGAUGGUUAUUGUUGCCCUCUGGCCUUGUCCACACUAAUACAGUGCGUUUACAUGUACAUCCAAAUCGAGCUACUGUCGGUAAUCGAGCUAAGGGUCCCAGCAGGGGUGCCAGAGAAAUCCAAUACUACAUGCACACAAGGAAAUCGAGCUGUGAGGUAGAUUGUGCACCCAAGCCACAGGUGGCGCUACACGCCCCAUCGUGUUGGUACACUUCCGGUUGUCGUCAUGAAGAAGAGCUAUUCAAGAGUAUAAACAAAGUUAUCAGCAGUGUUGCCAGAUACUGCUGACGUUUUCCAGCCCAAAACAUGUUCAAAUCCGCCAAACUGCACUUAAAACCGCCCAAUCUGGCAACACUGGCAGUUCCGUGUUCACAAGUUCCGUGCUCAAGUUGUUAGGCUUGCUCUAACAGACUGUAUGGCUACAAACUGUCCUGCGCAGACCACUGUUUUGUAAGACAACUUAUUUUGCACAAUUGUAUAUUUUUCUAAAGUCCAUUUUUUGCUUACAAAAAAAUAUUUUUUUUGCUUACAAUUUAACUUAUGUCUUAAUAAACACACAAAGUUCAA
Molecule: messenger RNA, 4922 nt
Organism: Neoarius graeffei (lesser salmon catfish)
Lineage: Eukaryota; Metazoa; Chordata; Actinopteri; Siluriformes; Ariidae
Product: sialidase-3-like
Exons: 3
Coding region: 2821-4131 (436 amino acids)
Biological process (GO): ganglioside catabolic process; oligosaccharide catabolic process
Cellular component (GO): membrane; cytoplasm; lysosome
Molecular function (GO): exo-alpha-sialidase activity
Source: RefSeq, a predicted model, not a curated record